GACCCGCAAAAAAAAUGUAUGUGUAGUGGCCGCUGCUAGUAUGGUACCAAUGGACUCAGAGGGAACAACUUGUCUAUAUAUAAAUGAAGCCAUCGCCAUGUCCCUUGCAUUUGCACCUUACAUCCAAGUAAGUAGUCCUCCCCACACCGCACUAGCGAUAAUUAUGUCACUCAUCUCCACAGCACUUGUGCUACUUGUUCCCCUAGGUCUUUACUUGUACAUGUGGUCCAGUACUCGUAGUAGAUCAAAUGACCCAGCAUCGGUGCUCCCCACAAAAUGGCCGAUACUAGGCAUGCUCCCUGGUCUCGUGGCCAACAUCUGCAACUUCCAUGAGUACAGCUAUGCGCUCCUCGCCGGAUCAGGCCUCAACUUCAAUGGGGACGGCCCGCCUGGGGCCGGGAUGCGGUUCUUCAUCACCUGCGACCCUGCCAACAUCCAGCACAUCUUCACGACCAACUACUCCAACUUCCCCAAGGGCGCCGAAUUCGCCGCCAUAUUCGACAUCAUGGCUGGUGGCUUCUUCACCAUCGAUGGCGAGCUGUGGCGCUUGCGCCGCAUGAAGUUCGUGGGCGUGAUCAGCAGCCCACGGUUUGCUGACCGUGUGGCAGCUCAUUGCCAUGACAAGGUGAAGGACCACCUCCUCCCGUUGCUUGCCCGCAUGGCGAGCACCAGCACUUCGUUCGACAUGCAAGAAGUAAUGGCGAGGUUAAUGUUUGACAUCACCGCCAUGACAGUCUUUGGCGUUGACCCUGGCUUCCUGUCCUUGGACAUGCCUCCGAUUGACGCCUCCCUUGCCAUGGACACGGUCAUGGAGGUGGGAUUUCUCCGACACACCAUGCCGGCCUCUUUGUGGAAGACAUUGAGGUGGCUAAAUAUUGGUCCCGAGAGAAGGCUCCACGAAGCGAACAGAGUGCUCCGCAGGUUUGUCGUGGAUACGAUGGAGAGGAGGAAGAACAACAGAGGCCAAGAUGAGGAUGAAGAGGUUGUGGGGGAUAUUUUAUCUCUCUACAUCAAUGACCCAGACUACGUUGACGAUUACUUGCUCUGUGGGACACUCAUUAGCUUCAUGCUCGCUGGGAGGGACACAAUUGGCACGACCCUGCCAUGGAUAUUCUACAGCCUCGCCCAGAACCCUAACGUUGUGUCAAUCAUCCGCAAUGAGCUCUCACCUAUUGUAUCGCACAAAGUAGCCCGCGGCAUGGGUGCCACGGUCAUCUUUGAGCCGGCGGAGACCAAAUCUCUGGUCUAUCUAAGAGCCACCUUGUACGAGACUCUCAGGCUAUACCCACCGGCGCAUAUGGAGCGCAAGACGGUGGUUGCCGAUGAUACCAUGCCAAGUGGCCAUGAGGUGUAUGCCGGUGAUGCCAUCUACAUCUCUCUCUACUCCAUGGGAAGAAUGGAGAGCUUGUGGGGUAAAGACUGCCUCGACUUUAACCCAGACAGAUGGCUCCUGGGGGAUAGCAACAAGCUCAAGUAUGUGCCGUCUAACAAGUUCUUGGCCUUCAACUCAGGCCCAAGGAUGUGCCCAGGCAAGGAAAUCGCAGUUGUGCAGAUGAAGACCAUCAUCGCCGCAGUCGUGUGGAACUUUGACCUGGAGCUGGUGGAAGGCCAGAGCAUCCAACCCAAGCUAUCUUGUUUACUGCAGAUGAAAAAUGGGCUCAUGAUGAAGCUGAAGAAACGAGAAGCGUAGCACAAACUUUCUUUUGUUGACCGGGGUUUGGGAUUUCCCAGCAUGUGUGCCACGAUUGUCUUAGAAUGCGUGUGUAGUGUAUGUGUGUGUCCAUAUACAUAUUUUCGCUUUCAUGUCGGACAACUUUAUUCACGGCAAUGGGUGGAUUUUUUUUAUGAAUAAUUGCCUGAGAAAUCAGCUAUGGCUUGGAUGGCGCAAAUGUUCUCAGAAAUCAUGUAUAAAAAAUACCGGAACAUCGUGAUAAUAAUGUAAGAUUAUCGAAACGAAUGACUGAACAAUUAGGCAAUUCAGUACAUAUAUUUUUGGUAGUGAAUGGGCAUGUGCAUCGUAUGAUGCAGAGGCCGAGACGAUGCCUCCUUAUUGAAAAAAAAAACAAUAUUUGUUGUAGCAAGCUGAACUGUUUGUUUUUCUUGCCGACCACACAGGCAUAUAUUUUUCAGCAUAUGCCUCUCUCCAUGUAUUUUUUUAGUACUAUAGUUUUUCUUUUAAUUAUAUAGUAUUUGUUACUCUGAAAAUACUUUUACUAUCUAUAUCAUCAAUCCAUUUGCAAAUCUCAAGCACCAAAUUCAAUUGACAAUUCCACAAGGAUGUUUUGGUGGCAUAUAUAAGGAGUUUUUUAAAUUUUCUGUUAUAUCAGUUUAUUGCCCGCGCGUUGUCUUUAGUGUCUUUAGUACUGUAGUUUUUUUGGCUAUAUCAGCUUCCCUCGCCAACUGCCGGCCUGUUGGGAGCGCUAGCUUCUGGCUGGAAUCGAUCGGCCAUGCCGGAAGCCUACUGAGCGUAUUUGGCUUGUUUACCUGGUGGGAUUCUUUGCCCGCGAUAAUUGGCACAACCGGAAGAUGUGCAUCUUGAUUUUCUUCAAUUGCAAAAACUUCGUUGAUCAAAUUUGGUCCAUGAAGCCCUGCAACUGCAACUCAUCCUUUGCCAUUACAGGGCUGAUUCUUAGGUAUGUGAAGAAAGGGUGGGAAGAUCAAAUCAAGGACCCCGGCAGUUACUGGAAGUUCAGUGAUCGCAGGGGGGCAGUGGACGCUUCAUACCAACAAGUGCGACCAAGAUCUGGGUUGCAGCUUAAGGAGGCCAUCCGAUGAGUGUUCUUAUCUGGCGCAUCACCAUGGAUUUCUGCUUCUACUACAUGGGCCCAUCAGCAGAUCACCGAUGUACCACUGCUGCUCAAUGUAUUCACGAUGCCUCUGGUGAAGGCCGUUGUGGGUGUGCUGUCUGGUGUGAAAGAUCUCUGGUAGAUCCUCAAGGAUGACAAGACAAUCCAUGGAAGGUGAUUGAGGGCGUGUGGGUGGAGAUGCUCUGCUUCUCCUCGGCCAGUAGGUGACAGAGGGUACCUACACGCCAAGAGUUUGGGCACCACGGAGGGGAGCUGCUCACAUAUGUUUGGCUCCUGUCACUCACUCACAGGGAUGGAAGCCUUGCCCGAGAGACUGCAGAGGACGGAGCUUUCGAGUGGACGAGGAAAUGCCGGCGCUGCUCCAUCAACUUCCCAGGCCAGCGCUGCCACUGGGGAAGCCAUUUUUUGAAAAUUGAUGUUUUUCUACUCUCCAUUUGCUUAUUUUGCUUAUUUGUGGAAGCUUUUUGUAAUUCAUACAUUGUGGUGUUCCAUUUGUCGCUGUUCCAAGUUGGGAGAUAUAUUAUAACUAUGUGAAUUUGUGAUCUGUCGUCAGUCGACAUCUCGGAGCGAACAAGAUCCACGGCCUCAUGAAGCUGCUGCUGCCCGCGCAUAUACAUCUCGGCGUCAAGAUAUACUUCCAGCUGAAUAAUUAUCUAAGAAAAGCACUAGUCCAGUUUGAUGCCUGGCAGUUUAUUGCUUCUUUUUCUUCUCUGUGUCUGUAUUACCAGUCCACCGUUCGACUCUGAUCUGAUCCGAUCUCAUCUGCUGCUGCACAAUUGUGUAUAGCUUUGGAUACAUAUAUAACAGCUGUUGGUUCAUCUCUACAGCUCUCGCUGUUUUUCUACAUGGGAUGUGAAGGAAGACUCUGGCCGACAGUAUUCAGAUGCCAAGAAGUCAUUAGGUGUAUGCCAAUCAACAUAUCACCAGCUCUUGUGUGAUUACAAAGAAAACAAAUCUCAGCUAUUUAACAGCGACCAUCUGAAAUUCAAGAAUUGUCGUGGAUCAGAGUUCAGGACUUGAGGUUAUAUUUUAGACUGAAGCAUGCGCCUAUCCAAGCACGCAUCAUAAGUUGCAGCGCAGUACAUACAUAUCCGAGCAUGUCAUAGUUUGCAACGAAUUCCAGCCCGCGGGCUACUCUAGCUGAUGCAUCUAACGUCGAUUUACAACGAUGGCGAACAAUCAUGACUACUUGCACGGUGCACAGCCACUGGACGUGAGCAAAACCAAUGGUGAAUCGUCGGUAGCCCGUGCCAUUACUGCACACAGGGAAGGCACAACGAUGCGUCGUCAGGAGUAACAUCGUCCAGCCGAAAAUA
Messenger RNA from Aegilops tauschii subsp. strangulata, 4123 nucleotides. Its product is annotated as noroxomaritidine synthase 1-like. NCBI's taxonomy places the organism in Eukaryota, Viridiplantae, Streptophyta, Magnoliopsida, Poales, Poaceae. The record is from RefSeq and is a predicted model, not a curated record. Gene Ontology annotation, molecular function: oxidoreductase activity, acting on paired donors, with incorporation or reduction of molecular oxygen; heme binding; monooxygenase activity.